AUGUCUCGAACAUCUACACUCCUCUCGUCGACUGAAACUCUAGCCCGCCUACGAGUCGUAGGCUAUCUUUCAGAUUACGACAUUCACCACUCUAGCACUUCUCACAUCCCAAAUAGCGAGAUCAUUGAUGAAUUGCCAUCACCACCACUACAAUCGCCAGACCUGAACCGAGAAAGUCCAGAAUGGCCGAACCAUUACCGUCGUAUUCCACCAUAUCGACCAGUUAAUCAUGAUCUCGAUCAAGGGCAGAGACGAGUUUAUACCAGUGGCCCGGAGAGGGCUUUCAUUGCAAUUAUGUUUCUUGGUGUGAGGAAUAAUGCUAGACUGAAUAAACUGUGGAGGAUGACGGGCGAGAAGAUCAAUGAUCAGGUAUUUGGGUACAAGAUUGGUGGAGAGUGGUGAAAUAUGGACUUUUGCUUCAUUACUGUGAUAUUUAGCAGGAAUACUGGAUUUGUUUCGAAAUUUGAGUGUGGAUACAUGAAUAAGUUACCAAAACUAUGGAAUAUCGAGUAUGUUGGAUAUAUAAGUAGAAAAUUUUGUACUGAAUACCUCUAGUUAACUGCUUAGGCCGAGACACUUGAAACCUGAUAUAGUCGAGAC
Molecule: messenger RNA, 600 nt
Organism: Talaromyces stipitatus ATCC 10500
Lineage: Eukaryota; Fungi; Ascomycota; Eurotiomycetes; Eurotiales; Trichocomaceae
Exons: 2
Coding region: 1-402 (133 amino acids)
Source: RefSeq, a predicted model, not a curated record